Messenger RNA from Parnassius mnemosyne (clouded apollo), 3393 nucleotides. The record is from the annotation of a GenBank genome assembly. NCBI's taxonomy places the organism in Eukaryota, Metazoa, Arthropoda, Insecta, Lepidoptera, Papilionidae.
AUGGCAAAUAAAAAUUUAACGACGCCUCUGACGCAGAACGUCGAAAGUGAAAAUUUCGAUGACGCCACAAGUGGAGAAAUUAAAUCUAAUGCAUUUAGACUUGAUCACGAAUACGCAGCUGAAGUGGAGGAUGUCAUUAUCAACCCGCCUAGAGAAAAUAAAUAUGAAACUCUUAAAUCUGAAUUGAUUCGUCGACUUUCCGCAUCCCAAGAACAGAAGGUAAAACAGCUUUUAAUGCACGAAGAGCUCGGAAGUCGCAAACCGUCACAAUUUUUGCGUCAUCUUAUUCAUCUAGCAGGUCCUAGUGUUUCCGAAAAUUUUAUACGCACAAUUUGGUUAAGUAGACUGCCUCAAAAUAUGCAGGCCAUUGUUGCAUCAAAUGCUGAGACGCCCUUAGAUAAAUUGUCUGAAUUAGCUGACAAAAUAAAUGACAUCUUGCCUCGAGGACACUUAAACGAAGUUUCCCCAUCGACAUCUUCCUGCCCACCGCAACAAAUUCCUACACCCUACGCUGCUAUGGAAGCAAUGGCCAUUCAGAUCGCGGAGCUAACGAAACAAGUUUCUGUAUUAACAACACAGAUGAACAGGCAAAGCAGAUCCUCGUCACGCAACAGGCGAUUUAGGUUCCGUUCACGAUCUCGGUCGCGCUCAGACAGAGUGCCUCACCACAAAAACGACCAAAUAGAAGCCAUCAAAACUGUUAAUGGUAGUUCAAAGUAUCACGAAUUACUUCGUCAAUACCCUACCAUAACGAAACCGGCUGGAACGACCACAGAACCCAAACACAACAGCAAACAUCACAUUCGCGUUAGUCCAGGACCUCCAGUAGCAGCACGACCUCGUCGUUUAGCUCCUGAUAGACUCCUUAUAGCUAAAAAGGAAUUCGAGGAAAUGUUGAAGAACGGCACAGCACGACGCUCAGAAAGCUCUUGGUCUUCAGCACUACACUUAGUGCGCAAAAAAGACGACGGCUGGAGGCCUUGUGGUGAUUACCGAUCGUUAAACGCACGAACCAUCCCGGAUCGCUACCCACUCAGAAACAUUCAAGAUUUUGCUCAUCAGCUAGCUGGUUGUAAUAUAUACAGCAAAUUAGAUCUAGUGAAGGCUUACAACCAGAUUCCCGUAGUUGAGAGUGAUAUUGAAAAGACAGCGAUCACGACUCCGUUUGGGUUGUUCGAGUUCCCAUUUAUGAUGUUUGGCCUCAGGAACGCAGCCCAGACGUUCCAAAGAUUCAUAGAUGAGGUGCUUCAAGGACUAGAUUUCACAUUUGGAUAUCUUGACGAUAUAUUAAUAUUCUCACAUUCAGAAGAAGAGCACAUGGAACAGCUCAAGACACUUUUCCGCCGACUUGAAAAGUACGGAGUACUUAUAAAUACUUCUAAAAGCAUACUAGGUGUCAAAGAAGUAGACUUUUUGGGUUACCACAUUUCAGUGCAGGGAACUCGUCCAAUGGAGACGAAGGUAGCUGCAAUCAAAGACUUCCCAAUACCUAAAACAACUAGAGAACUCCGAAGAUUCCUCGGUAUGCUAAACUAUUACCGUAGGUGUUUGAAGGAUGCAGCAAGUACUCAAGCUCCACUUCUUGAUGCAUUAUGUGGCAAAAAUAUUAAAGGCUCCAAACCUAUAGUCAUGACCCCCGAGAUGCUGAAGGCAUUCGAAGAUUGUAAAUCCUCGCUCUCUGAUGCCACCAUGCUAGCACAUCCAAAUCCUCACGCAGGAUUAUCACUCUACACUGACGCAUCUGAUAAGGCCAUAGGAGCCAUCCUACAGCAAAAAGUGAAAAACUGCUGGGAACCCCUAGCGUUUUUCUCCAGGAAACUUACGUCAGCACAGAAGAAAUACAGUCCAUAUGACAGAGAACUACUGGCAAUAUACGAAUCUAUCAAAUACUUUCGUUUUAUGGUCGAAGCCAGGCAUUUUACGGUGUACACCGACCACAAACCUAUCACCUUUGCGUUUGUCACCAAAAGAGACAACUGUUCUCCACGCCAACACCGAUACUUAAGCUUCAUAUCUCAAUUUACCACGGAUAUCAAGCACGUGUCAGGCUGUGAUAAAACUGUUGCUGAUGCGUUGUCACGAAUUGAGGCUAUAUCUGAAAUACUUAAUUAUGAAGAUCUUGCAAACGAUCAGAACUCAGACCCUGAACUGCAGAAUCUAAUUAACAAGGGAACAGCGCUUCGAUUAGAAAAGAUCAAGUCACCCGAAGCUACAAUAUAUUGUGAUGUAUCUACACAUACUCCGAGGCCAUAUAUUACUCCACAAUUCAGAAGACAAGUCUUCUCCCAAAUGCACAACCUUAGUCAUCCCGGAGCUUCAGCCACAGCAAAACUCGUCUCCGAAAGAUUCGUGUGGCCCGGUGUUCGUCGAGACUGCAAGGAAUGGACGAAACAAUGCACAGAUUGCCAACGCAGCAAAAUCAACCGCCAUACCUCUUCACCUUACUCCACUUUCCCUACUCCAUCACAACGUUUCUCCCAUAUCCACAUGGAUAUAGUAGGGCCGUUACCGCUUUCUUCUUGUUACAGGUACUGUCUCACCGUCAUCGACAGAUAUACUCGAUGGCCUGAGGCCUACCCAUUAGAAGAAAUUACGGCGGAAACAUGCGCCAAAACAUUCAUCAGCGGCUGGGUAGCCCAUUUCGGAUGCCCACAGAAGAUCACCACAGACCGGGGACGGCAGUUCGAGUCAAAAUUAUUCCAGACCGUCGCAUCGCUCAUCGGUGCCAAGGUGACUAUAACCACUUCAUACCACCCACAAAGCAACGGUAUGGUAGAAAGGCUACAUCGGCAGAUAAAAAAUGCAAUUAGGUGCCACAAUAACCCGCAGUGGACAGAAAUCCUUCCACUAGUGCUUCUAGGUAUGAGAAGCGCCUGGAAAGAGGACCUCAAAACAUCAACCGCAGAAUUGGUAUACGGAGAACCUCUACGAUUACCAGGGGAGUUCUUCGUUCCCUCACCAGACUUCACCGCUGACAUCAAGGAUUUUGCAUCUCGCCUUCGACGGCACAUGGCUAAUUUAACACCUCGCCCAGCUAAAUGGCACGGAACUAAAACUUUCUACAUCCCUAAAGAUCUUCAGACGGCAGAAUACGUUUUCUUGCGUCAGGGACCAGCUACACCAUCAUUGGAACCUCCUUAUUCAGGCCCAUAUAAAGUCCUGGAAAGGGGCCCUAAGACCUUCAAAUUAAUGGUCAAAGGUACAGAAAGUACGGUUACUAUCGACCGACUCAAACCUGCUUACCUUCACAGCAGUGGAUCACCUGCUUAUCCAGAGGAAAUAACACACACAGAAAAGGAAGCCCAGGCCCCCACAACGGAUCAAAGUGAAAGUACUCUGAAGAAAACAAAUAGCGGCAGAGUAGUGCGCUUCCCAGAUUACUAUCGCCCGUGA